Messenger RNA from Nymphaea colorata (pocket water lily), 1823 nucleotides. RefSeq names its product plant intracellular Ras-group-related LRR protein 5-like. Gene Ontology annotation, molecular function: protein binding; GTP binding. The record is from RefSeq and is a predicted model, not a curated record. The transcript has 4 exons. NCBI's taxonomy places the organism in Eukaryota, Viridiplantae, Streptophyta, Magnoliopsida, Nymphaeales, Nymphaeaceae. Bases 417 to 1541 code for a protein of 374 amino acids.
UCCUAUGGACACGCCUCCGGUGGGAGAGCAGCCAGAGCGGCGUUGCUCCGAUCGGCAGACAUAUAAUUGCUCUCACAAAUUGACGGGUAAGUUCAAAUACCUGAAACAUGAGGCACGUCAUCCUCAAAUUAGCCACAACUGGCGGCAAAAUCACGAAGAUAUAUGUUCAGGAGGGGGCACGAAGAUGUAAGUUAAAAGUAGAUUAUCCAUAGAGGCAAAUUUAAAAUUAAGAGGGUGGACAAGCUCAUAUUGUGGUCGGCCUCUGCGCGGAGCAAAGCAAGAAUCCUGUGUUCUUCGGGUUUGACUCAUCCAGUGGACAGGAGAAGGUGAUUCUGGAUUUUCUCGAUGAAAAGCGUGCUCGAGAGUUUCUUUUCCCAUGCUGGUCCCUCUUGAGUAUUGCUGCCACAAUCAGAUACAUGAAGGGUUGUGGUGACGAGGGGAAGGGACAGUCUGAUGCCUCAAUGGGUUUAGUGAAGGAUUAUUUUAUCAAAGAUGAAGGGGAGAUGAAGAAACUGAGUUUGGCAGACGUAGCAAAGUUAAUUGAGACGUCUGCAGUAAUGGGAGUUACGGUACUUUGUCUUCAAGAGAUGUUGAUGGAUCAGGUGGAGUGGCUACCUAUCUCUUUAGGGAAUCUGUCUAAUCUUGUUACUCUAUGUUUAGGAGAAAACAAAAUAAUGGCUCUUCCGACCACAAUCAGUUGUCUCAAAUCCUUGAAGAAAUUGGACAUUCAUUCAAACCAACUGAUAAACCUGCCUAGUUCCUUCGGGGAACUCUCGAUGCUGAGUGAUCUCGACUUACAUGAUAAUCGCAUGAGAUCUUUACCGACCACUUUUGGAAACCUUUCAAGCCUCAUAAAUCUUGAUAUCAGUAGAAAUAGAUUUUCUGCACUUCCAGAAACUAUUGGAAACCUAACCAAUCUGAGAAUGCUAAAUAUAGAAAACAAUGAUAUGGAGGAACUCCCUCAAACGAUUGGGUCUUGCUCUUCUCUUCUUGAGCUUAGAGCCAAUUGCAAUACACUAGAAGCGCUUCCAGACACAAUAGGGGAUCUCAAUUCUUUGGAGAUUUUGACUGCCCGCUACAAUAGGAUUGAGAGGUUUCCACCAACCAUGGCACCGUUUGCAAAACUCAAGGAACUUGACAUCAGUUUUAACAGUCUUGAAUCAGUACCUGAUAGUUUGUGCCUGGUUACCAGCCUUGUGAAGUUAAAUAUAGGAAAGAAUUUUACAGCAUUGAAGUCAUUACCUGUUUCAAUUGGUAACCUCGAGUUGCUGGAAGAAUUAGAUGUCAGCAGCAACCAGAUUAGAGCCCUACCAGACUCUUUUGCAAUGCUGUCAAAUUUACAAGUGCUUCAUGCUGAUGAAACACCACUGGAGUUGCCACCCCAAGAUAUUGUGAAGUUGGGGGCUCAGGAAGUUGUAAGAUACAUGGCUGAGCAUGUCACGGAGAGGGAUAAGGAGACACGGCCCGAUAAUGGAAGUUGUUUCUGCUUUUGGUUUCUCUCCUUUUGUUCAAAACAGCAAGCUGAAAAAGCGUCAGGAUAGUUUUUUCUUGUCGCAAAUAGAGUUCGUGUUGCUGUUAUACAUCUUUGUUGGUUCAUUAUUUAUGUAACACUUAUACAAGGGCUGUAGAGAGCAGUUCAGUUGUACUAUAAGGUAUAAGGUUCUCUGUUUUGUACAUAUCACAGCCAUGUAGCUAUUAGUUUGUACUGGAUCCACUUAGGAAAACAUGGUGGAAGGCUUGUAAACAUACCAAGGAUUACCUGUAUAACCCACUCUUAUCUCAUUGGAAGAAAACCUCUGUUUCAUUCAUUUAAAUGUGUUUUU